AUGAAGAUUAAGAAAGGAGCGAGUCGGUUCGCGCGCCAGAUGAAGCCGCAGCAAUCUGCAUCUGGGGGAGAUUCACUGGCGCCGGAGAAAUCGAAGAAAGGGAGAAUUAGAAGGCUGAGCGCCGUUAACAGAGCCAGCAGCUCGAGUUUCGAGGAUUCCCCACCAUCUUCGUUGAUUAUGGGGAAGAGGAAUAAUAAUGGUGACGUGUGUGAUAGAGAUGAGCAGCAGCAGCAACAGUUACCUUCUUCUUCGUCUUCCCCUGUCAGUGGCAAUUAUGUCCAUAGCAAGGGAUUCAAGCUCCCCAGAAAGUUGCUUGAUGGCUGCAAUGGCGUCGUCCAUGCCACUGUUCCAAGGAAGUUACGUUCAGCAAUGAAGAAAAGGAGUAGAGAGUCUAUGUCUCCACCUCUCCCUGGUUCACAGAAGCUGAACCCUGGAACUGCUGGUGACGAAGAAGCACGAAGAGGCAACGGCUUCAAAAGAUCGAGGCUUGGCUUGCAGAAGCAACAGAGUGGGCCAAUUACUAAAGAUGAGGAGGAAGUUGCUGAGGCUCUAUAUGCUCUGGCUGGAAUGUUUCCUGACAAUACCCUUACUGAUAACGAUGCUAAAUUAGAAAACAAUCCUCCAGAUGAAAAUGCUGCAGCUUUGAAGGAUGGUAGAGAGGUUCCAGGCUCUGCAAUUAAAGAGGAUUUGAACUCAAUCCUCAGCUCGAGGGGCAAAAUUCAGGAGGAAACCGCUGACAUUAGCUCUUGGAAGAUAUCCCGAGUCCAGGAUCUUCCUGAAAUCUACAAUGGUAGAAGUCUGGCUGAGAAAAUUGUGAAUCUUGUCGGUCAAGUAAACAUGAACACUACAUCUCUGGUGGAUAAACUUGAGAAGGAAAAGAAGUUUGUCUGCAAUUCGACUGAUGCUCUCAUUCCACUUGAGCCAGUUCUUGAUACAGAGUAUGCUGAUGAUAGACUUCACUUAUCUGGGGUUCUUCUUCGUUAUCCCCUUCUUUUCUCCGAGUUUGCUGUGCAUAAUAUGAUGCUGUUCAACUUGCAGAAAGAAAAAUGGGCCAACCAAGCCAGAACAUUGGUUACUUGGCAGAAUGACAGAGGUUUCCUUGGAGCUGCUUUAGAUCUGUGGCCGGGAUUGUCUUCAGCAGCAUCAAGUGGUGCAUCUUCUAGUCAGAACCCUUCUCUGCAAUGCUCUCCUGCUAAACUUCCUGCUUGGCUGGAUGCUGCAGUAUCAACUUCUAGGCUAGCAGCUUCGCCUUCGAAGGUCAGUGACAGAAGACCAUGGAGGAGAAGCAUGAUUCACGUUUGCAUAAGCCAUCUCAUACAGACUUUACAAACCUCGGAAAGCAAAGACAAACAUCCACCAGCUAUAUCCACUGAGACGUUGAAGCCAGGAUUAUCUAUGACGCUGAAUGACUUCCAUGACAUAAGAAAGGGUUUCACUGAAGUUGCCGCAACAGGUACAAACGAAUCAGCCAGAGAAGGUAUUGUUCUGCAUCAGAGGAGGAUGGGCUCCUGUCAGUCACAACCCACUGUCCUUCCUCUUGGCACAUACAGUUCUCAGAAGCAGCAGAGCUUCAAUUUCAUGUCCUUUCUCCAAGCCAAUACAAGUUUCAAUGGAGCUACAACACAUCAGACUCAACUUCAUCCAACAACGACAUAUCUCGGCAGGCCACUGUAUGCUCCUCCUAACCUAACAACUCAGCAACUACUACAACACCAUCAGCAGCAACAACAAGCACAAGUUCAGCAAUCUCUUCUGGUGGCAGCUGCUCAGUACAGGGCAGCCAGAGCUUCACCCGGUGCAGCGCCAACCAUGACUCAUCUUUCCACUUGGCAGAACAGGAAGCACGACACAGCACCACCAGCAGGAGCAGCAAUGGCGAUGCCAGCAUACGUCCGAGCCAUUAUAGCCCCACAAGAUCAUCAGCUUCAUGCCAGAGCGAGAAGGCAAGGCGAUGCCUUUUCGUCUGGCUAUGAGCAGGGUGUGGGAAGAGGCGGGUUUAGAGCGAAUGGUGCAGCAGCAGCAACAGCAACAGCAACAGCACUGCCCCUGCAACUACUCUGCGAUGAACGAUUAUGAGAAAAAGGAUUGUUUCACCUGAUCAUGAUUGUUUCAUUCUUUGCCUGUGUGAAAGAAACGCUGGGGAGUAUAGCACUUACCUCUUGUACAGCCGUCUUACAAGGAUGGCAGCGAAUUUACACCGCCAAAAGAUUAUAUAUAAAAUCAAAAUUUUGACUUAUUCUCAUUGUUCACGGCGUUGAUGUCAAUGUAAUGUGCAUGAGGUCCAUGAUGCGUAAACUAAAAUUUAACAUUUGUGUCAUAGACUUUGAUUUCUGAGCUCAUAGUGUUAAUACAAGCCCAAGUAUGUUUAGAACUUUUUUAUCCAACAAUAGGAUUGAACUAAAAAUAAAUCGCAAGCAAUCCAAUUGACCGGAAGAAGUAAUAAUUAAUGAUGUCUUAAUGUCCUUUGAAU
This is a messenger RNA of Linum tenue, 2470 nucleotides long. The record is from the annotation of a GenBank genome assembly. Lineage: Eukaryota; Viridiplantae; Streptophyta; Magnoliopsida; Malpighiales; Linaceae.